AUGUUGGAACUCGUCAGGCGACUUUUCCGACGCCAAAAAAGCCUCUACGGGCUAGACCAUGCGGUCCUCAAUGUGGUCCUACCACUUCAAAGUAUGUGGAUGAAUAUGGGAUAUUGGGAACAUACAUCAAAGUUUCCAGAGGCCUGCGAGUCUUUGCUAGUUGAAGUACUACGUGCAGGUCUUCUGGAAGACAAAAGCCAAAUCCUGAAACUACUAGAUGUCGGAUGUGGAUGUGGUGAUUCAUCACUUUAUCUCACUCAGAAAAUCCAAUCAGAUUCCAAAUUUGCUCCCAGUUAUGAAAGCAAUUCACAAGUUCAAGCCCGGGAAAUCACAAGUCAAAGGUCGAUCGACACUUACAUUGGGAUCACCCUGGUGCCUGAACAGGCAGCAUUCGCACAGCAGCGGAUUGAUGAAAGCCGAAAAUUGAAUCAAGAGGCUGCAAGCGGGUUUGCCGAAGUUUUCUGCGCUGAUGCUGCCGAUCCAUCUAGCUGGUCUGGAGAGUUGAAGGACUCUAUUUCCCACAUGGCCGACAAAUCAAGUGAUCCCAAAGUAGGUACAUGGGUUCUUGCUCUGGAUACGAUGUAUCACUAUCGCCCCUCGCGCCUCCCGCUCUUUCAAUAUGCGAACUCUACUCUUAACGCCUCGAUUAUGGCGUUUGAUCUGAUUCUGGGGUCUGAAACGACCUGGAAACAGCGUCUCUUUCUCCGAUUGACGUGCUGGCUCACUAGGUCACCAUAUGGGAAUUUUGUUCCUCAAGAGGAAUAUAAAAAUCUUCUGAUUAAGGGAGGGUACGAGCCUUCCCAAAUCGAAAUCAGGGAUAUAUCGGGUCAUGUCUUCCCCGGUCUCGUGAAAUUUCUUAACCAAAGAGUCAAGGAAGGAACACCGUUCGGGCUGAAUGUGAGCAAAUUUCGUGCGGCUGAAUUGCUGUUUGGCUGGUGGGCAAAUACUGGAGUUAUCAGAGGAGUAAUUGUCACUGCCCGCAAAUCAUGA
Messenger RNA from Penicillium cosmopolitanum, 990 nucleotides. RefSeq lists its product as uncharacterized. NCBI's taxonomy places the organism in Eukaryota, Fungi, Ascomycota, Eurotiomycetes, Eurotiales, Aspergillaceae. The record is from RefSeq and is a predicted model, not a curated record. Bases 1 to 990 code for a protein of 329 amino acids. The transcript is spliced from 2 exons.